Molecule: messenger RNA, 1680 nt
Organism: Trematomus bernacchii (emerald rockcod)
Lineage: Eukaryota; Metazoa; Chordata; Actinopteri; Perciformes; Nototheniidae
Gene: agfg1b
Product: ArfGAP with FG repeats 1b
Exons: 12
Coding region: 153-1559 (468 amino acids)
Molecular function (GO): GTPase activator activity
Source: RefSeq, a predicted model, not a curated record
AGAAGAAGCAGUUUGUCAGUCGCCCAGUCUCUCGGCCAGACCUCUCGGAAAGGUGUCUGCCACGACCAGUCUCCCCUGAAGGCACCCGCCCUGUCCCGGGUCCCUUGACCAAACUUCCCCUCCCCGGUGAUAUCAGACGGUUGUUUUCUACCAUGGCGACGAGCGCGAAGCGAAAGCAGGAGGAGACUCAUCUGAAGAUGCUCCGGGAAAUGACUAGCCUGCCCGCGAAUAGGAAAUGCUUCGACUGCGACCAGCGCGGCCCGACCUAUGUCAACAUGACAGUGGGCUCCUUCGUCUGUACCACCUGCUCCGGCAUAUUGCGAGGACUGAACCCCCCACACAGAGUGAAGUCCAUCUCUAUGACCACAUUCACACAUCAGGAAAUCGAGUUCCUACAGAAACACAGCAAUGAGGUCUGUAAACACAUCUGGUUGGGCCUCUAUGACGACAGGACAUUAGUUGUUCCAGAUUUCCGAGAGCCACAGAAAGUAAAAGAGUUCCUUCAAGAAAAAUAUGAAAAGAAAAGAUGGUAUGUCCCUCCAGACCAGGCGAGGGCAGUAGCCAGUGUGCAGGCCUCUGUGUCCGGCUCUUCAGCCAGCAGCACUGGCAGCACCCCCGAAGUCCAGCCCCUCAAGACCCUGCAGCUCAACAAGACCCCUCUGCGCCAGUCUCCGGGGCGAGGUCGUUCCCAGGCUCUCAUCGCUGCUCAGGAGAAGAAGUUUGACCUCCUCUCUGAACUGGGAGGAGACAUCUUUGCUGCUCCACCCACUCAAGCUUCCAGCUCUACCAACUUUGCCAACUUUGCACAUUUUCCAAGCCACUCGGCACCUCAGGGUAAUUCAGACACCAACUUUGCCAACUUUGAUGCAUUUGGAAACACUGCAAUUCCAUCCCAUCUGAGCACGUCACCCCCCUCAAAGUCCUUUUCAUCAGGGGGAGGUGUGCCAAUUCCGUCAAUGUCUAGUGCCGUCCCCAUCCAGAUAGGCAGCAGCAGAGAGGACCGCUACGCUGCUCUGGCUGAGCUGGACAACGAGCUCAGCUCCUCUGUGAACUCAGGCAGCAGCGUGCCAGGGAAUUUAUUUGGACCCGUGCUUGGUUCAUCGCCAGCCCAGAAUCCACCUGUGUUACCCAGCAUGCAGCCUGGCUUCGGAAGUGGCGUCCCAUCCACUAACCCCUUUGUUGCUGCAGCCGUCGGCCCGGAGAUGGCCACCAACCCUUUCCAGGCCAACGGCAGAGCUCCAGCUGCAGCCUCCUUUGGCACCGGCUCUAUGAGCAUGCCCGCCGGCUUUGGGAAUGCGUCUUCCUAUUGCCUCCCGACCAGUUUCAGCGGAAACUUCCAGCAGCAAUUCCCUGGCCAGGCUCCCAUCCCUUACUCUCAACCGGGGGCUUACCACCCUCAGUCUAAUGGGCCUGCAUUCCCAGUCUACGGUCAGAACAAGCCCUCCAUGUCGCACUUUGGGCAGCCCAUGGCUGGCCCUGGCAUGUCCUAUAACCCUUUCAUGGCGGGUGCUCCAGCAGGGGCCUUCCCUUCGGGGGGUUCAACCAACCCUUUCCUGUAGCACAACUCUUACCUUUGCCACCAGAGGGCAGCAUGCAGCACAUAUUCAACGCACCAUUCCGUCAUGCAUUAGUGGCAGUACCAUUUUAUUUUUAAAGACUUACAUUUUUUUGUUUUUUUUU